Molecule: messenger RNA, 892 nt
Organism: Phyllopteryx taeniolatus (common seadragon)
Lineage: Eukaryota; Metazoa; Chordata; Actinopteri; Syngnathiformes; Syngnathidae
Gene: en2b
Product: engrailed homeobox 2b
Exons: 2
Coding region: 165-860 (231 amino acids)
Biological process (GO): neuron differentiation; multicellular organism development; regulation of transcription by RNA polymerase II
Cellular component (GO): nucleus
Molecular function (GO): RNA polymerase II cis-regulatory region sequence-specific DNA binding; DNA-binding transcription factor activity, RNA polymerase II-specific
Source: RefSeq, a predicted model, not a curated record
CCAAAAUGCCAAAGCAAACCGAUUUGGAUCUGAAACCGAACUAGGACUCUGCGGUUUGGUUGUCGUUGUUGCUCUGCUAAUAAAUAAAGCAUUUGGUCGGCAGUUCUUUUGAAAGUCAACCUGAACGACCGGAUUUCCACUUUGCUGAAGAAGUUGCGAGCAGCAUGGAGGAAAAUGCUCGCGGAGACCCCGAGCAGGAGUCCAUCCUGCGGGCCAUCCCGCCUCUUAUCGUGCCGGCUGGCCACCAGCAGUGCCACAGGGUCACCAACUUCUACAUCGACAACAUUUUAAGACCGGAUUUUGGUCGAAAGCGAAAAAGCGGGACUCCGAUCCGAGAGGGACUCGCGAGAAGAGAGCCCAAAAUCGCCAAGCCUGAUGUUGGCGCGCGAGCGGCCGCAUCAUCCGACGGCAAGCAUCCCCGCGAGACGGAACCGACCGGCGCGGAGGAGACCGGGAAGGCCGGCUCGGCGUCCGAGGGGGGCAAGCGGAUGCUGUGGCCCGCCUGGGUUUAUUGUACCCGCUACUCGGACCGUCCGUCGGCAGGGCCCAGAUCCCGUAAGCCAAAGAGGGCUCGGACCCCGACCAAAGACGACAAGCGACCCCGGACGGCCUUCACCGUCGAGCAGCUCCACAGACUAAAGAGCGAGUUUCAGACUAACCGCUACCUGACCGAGCGGCGGAGGCUGGACCUGGCCCGGGAACUCGGCCUCAACGAAUCUCAGAUCAAAAUCUGGUUUCAGAACAAAAGGGCCAAAAUGAAAAAGGCCACGGGGAAUCAAAACUCGCUGGCGCUGCAUCUGAUGGCGCAGGGGCUGUACAACCACGCGUCGUCCAAGGACGCCAAGUCGGACAGCGACUAGCCGAGGCCGAGGCCGAGGCGAGCCGAGGCCGA